UCCGAAUGCCUAUAUAAACACAACCCACCCACUGCUAUCUCUCAUGCACUUCGCAUCUUAUUUUACUCUAAAACAACACUUCUUGUGUUCUUGUUCUGUGCUAAACCUAGUACUGUGUGUCAUUACAAUAUUAAUUUCUUGAUCUCCUCCUCAAGAAUUGCAUUUCACUGUCAAAUUAAUACAAAAAAUGUCGAGCCGAAGAUCAAGAUCAAGGCCAUCAGGAUCUUCAAGAAUCAGCGAAGAUCAAAUCAAUGAGCUUGUUUCUAAGUUGCAGCAGCUUCUUCCCGAGAUACAAACUAGGCGCUCAGACAAGACGUCAGCAGCAAAAAUCUUGCAGGAAACAUGCAACUACAUUAGAAGCUUACAUAAAGAGGUGGAUGGCUUAAGUGAGCGGCUGUCUGAAUUGUUGGAAACGUCAGACACCACCCAAGCAGCAUUAAUCAGAAGUUUACUUAUGCAAUAGAAUUGGUUUCUGUUUUUCCCUUAUUAUAUCCCCUCCCUUUUUUGCAAUUCUGCUCUUGUUUCCAGGGAUUCCCUCACUAGACAUCUCUGACUAGUGUUUUUAAAUGCUUUGUUUAGUUGAGAAAUCAACUUGUUUUGAGCAGUUAAGAAUUUUCCUUUUGCCUACAUCGUGUUUCAUUCAUGAAGUUCAGCAAAUUUACUUUUAAGUUGUUUA
Messenger RNA from Olea europaea var. sylvestris, 676 nucleotides. Its product is annotated as transcription factor PRE3-like. The record is from RefSeq and is a predicted model, not a curated record. Gene Ontology annotation, biological process: regulation of growth; regulation of DNA-templated transcription. Gene Ontology annotation, molecular function: protein dimerization activity. The transcript is spliced from 2 exons. The coding region runs from base 188 to 463 and encodes 91 amino acids. Lineage: Eukaryota; Viridiplantae; Streptophyta; Magnoliopsida; Lamiales; Oleaceae.